CCUCGAAGAAAGCCUCGCUCAGUGCUGACCUGGCCGUCUCGCGAGCCGGCGGCGACCAUGUGACAGUGCCUCCGUGCAGUGUAGUGUUACUGUGCUAGUACGUUCACCUCAAACCCCUGAUAGUGUUACGGAUUUCACGGACCUGCUCACAAAACGAUUUACGAUGUUGAUAAGGAGUCCGGCGGCACUGUGUGCCGUCGCACUGCUGCUGGCUGCCACGCCCACUAGAUCGGAGGAUAAUCUCUUCACGUGUCCAAAUGGAUGGGAGCUAAAAGGAUUACACUGUUACAAAUUUUUCAACAUCAGGCAUUCCUGGGAGAAAGCGGCGGAAUUAUGUCGAAGAUACGGCAGCGAACUUAUGGUCGUCGACACCUACACGGAAAACAACAUGACAGCGAGCAUGGUGCCGGCUAGCCCUAGCAAUAACCACUACUGGCUGGGACUCGCGACAGUUGAUGACCUUAGGACAAACACCCUGGAGUCGGCUGCUGGCACUCUAGUCUCACAAUAUGCAGGCUUCUGGGAUCUAAGGCAACCUAAUCCUAAAGAUGGUGAAUGCGUUGACGUUCAUGUCACAGCUGACAGCCAAUCCUGGGAACUUACCACAUGUGAAAGUCUUCUACCUUUCAUGUGCAGAGCUAAUGCCUGCCCUUCUGGAACCUUCCAUUGUUCAAACGGAAAAUGCAUUAAUGCAGCCUUCAAAUGUGACAAGCAAGAUGAUUGUGGUGAUGCGUCUGAUGAAAUGGACUGUGCUGCCGAAUGUCAUUUCUACAUGGCCAGCAGCGGAGACGUAGUAGAGAGUCCGAACUAUCCUCAUAAAUAUCCGCCAUUCAGCGAUUGCAAGUGGACCUUGGAAGGACCACAAGGUCAAAACAUCGUUCUGCAGUUCCAGGAUUUUGAAACUGAAAAAACCUUUGACACUGUUCAAAUCUUAGUCGGCGGAAGAACAGAAGAUAAAUCUGUAAAUCUAGCAACAUUAUCAGGGAAACAAGACAUUUCGAGCAAACUAUUUGUUUCUGCUUCCAACUUUAUGAUAAUUAAAUUCAGCACAGACGGAUCUGUAGAAAGAAAAGGGUUCCGUGCCUCUUGGAAAACUGAGUCAUCGAAUUGUGGCGGUAUUCUUAGGGCGACUCCACAAGGCCAAGUAUUGACAUCACCUGGCUAUCCAACUGGUUACCCCGGAGGCUUAGAAUGUAUGUACAUUAUCGAAGCACAAGCCGGAAGAAUAAUUUCGUUAGAAAUAGAAGAUUUAGAUCUUGGUAUGAAUAGAGAUUACAUUGUUGUUAAGGAUGGAAACACUCCUUCUAGUCCCGUUCUUGCCAGGUUAACCGGACCUGGUGAGGAAAAUCAGAAAGUAGUUGUAUCAACUACAAAUCACCUCUACAUGUACUUCCGUACGAGCCUCGGUGAUUCGAAAAAAGGCUUCAAUAUGAGAUACUCUCAAGGCUGCAAAGCCACUAUUAUCGCAGCUAACGGUACACUUACGUCUCCUGCAUACGGACUUGGCAAUUAUCCGAACAAUCAGGAAUGUUUAUUUAGGAUAAAGAACCCGAAUGGUGGGCCGCUUUCUCUGAAAUUUGAUGAGUUCAACAUUCAUCCGUCUGAUGUUGUUCAAGUUUUUGACGGAGCAAGCACGAGUGGUUUGAGAUUACAUUCAGAUAACGGCUUCAUUGUAAAACCAAGGAUUACAUUAACUGCGUCUAGCGGAGAAAUGUUAAUACGGUUCGUGUCUGAUGCUUUGCAUAAUGGACCCGGGUGGAAGGCGACAUUCUCAGCAGAUUGCCCACCACUUAAAUCCGGCAUUGGUGCUUUAGCAUCGAACAGAGAUACCGCCUUUGGUACAGUCGUGACCUUCUCGUGUCCGAUUGGUCAAGAGUUCGCCACUGGAAAGUCUCGAAUAACUACUAAGUGUCUUGAUGGAGGAAAAUGGUCGACUACAUACAUUCCUAGUUGCCAAGAGGUUUAUUGCGGCCCAGUCCCACAAAUUGAUAAUGGUUUCUCAAUCGGCUCAACCAAUGUUACCUAUCGUGGUGUUGCAACUUACCAGUGUUAUGCCGGAUUUGCUUUCCCCACUGGACAGCCAAUUGAAAGGAUAUCUUGUUUGUCUGAUGGCAGAUGGGAAAGGACACCUACCUGUCUCGCGUCUCAAUGCGUAGCCCUACCAGACGUUUCUCACGCAAAUGUAACUAUUCUCAACGGUGGUGGCCGCAGCUACGGUACUAUUGUCCGUUACGAGUGUGAGCCAGGUUACGUCCGAUCAGGUCAACCAGUGCUUCUUUGCAUGAGCAACGGAACAUGGUCGGGUGACGUGCCUACCUGCUCAAAGGCUUUGUGCCCGAAGUUCCCUGAAAUCAAGAACGGAUUCAUUGUUGACCAAACGAGGUUUUACAUGUACGGCGAUGAAGCCCGUGUACAAUGUUUCAAAGGAUAUAAACUCACUGGACCUAGCGUAUUAAAAUGUGGACCAAAUCAAGAAUUCGAUGCACCGCCAACUUGUGAUGACAUCAAUGAGUGCCUGAUCAGCCAAUGCGACGCAGCUUCCACGGAUUGUAAGAACACUCAAGGUGGAUUCUAUUGCCCUUGCCGCCCAGGAUUUGCCCCAAGCAUGGACUGCAGACCAGUUGGAGAUUUGGGUCUAAUCAAUGGCGCUGUGCCUGAUGAAUCGAUAACAACAUCUACUCCAGAACCUGGUUAUCACAAAGGGAUGGUACGCUUGAAUAAUGGAGGAGGAUGGUGCGGUAACAACUUAGAAGCAGGUGCCAACUGGGUCCUGAUUGAUUUAAGAGCACCAACAAUCAUCAGAGGAUUCAGAACCAUGAGCGUCAUGCGAGCCGACGGCAACAUUGCUUUCACCUCGGCUAUAAGAAUCCAGUACACGAAUGAUUUAACGGACAUCUUCAAAGAUUACACAAAUCCUGAUGGCACCGCUGUAGAAUUCCGCAUUUUGGAACCAACUCUAUCAGUUCUGAAUUUACCAAUGCCGAUUGAGGCCCAAUACGUCAAAUUCAAAAUACAAGACUACGUGGGCGCACCUUGCUUAAAACUGGAAGUUAUGGGUUGUGCUCGAUUGGACUGUGCUGAUAUUAAUGAAUGUAAUGAAAACAAUGGAGGGUGCGAGCAGAAAUGUAUCAACACACCUGGAAACUUCUCCUGCGCCUGUAAUAUUGGAUACGAACUAUACGCCUCAAACGGAACUGCUGGAUUCAGUAUCGAGAAAUCUGAAACUGGAGAACGUGAUGGUGACACUUAUCAACGAAACAAAUCCUGUGUGCCGGUUAUGUGCCCGCCGCAGACCGCUCCUGAGAACGGAAAACUUCUUUCUACGAAAUCCGCAUAUCAUUUUGGUGACAUUAUUCAGUUCCAAUGUGAUUUCGGAUACGUAAUGUCUGGGUUCUCGUCACUUCUUUGCACAUCCAGUGGUACCUGGAACGGCACGGCUCCAGAGUGUCAAUAUGCACGCUGUGUAACUCUAUCCGAUGAUAAGAAUGAUGGACUAAAGGUUAUCAGGGAUGACCCCGAAAGUGUUCUUGUGCCAUAUAGAGACAACGUUACAAUCACUUGCACUUCACCUGGACGUCAACUAAGAAACACGAUCACGUCAUCGUUUAGACAGUGUGUUUAUGACCCCAAACCGGGUCUACCGGAAUAUUGGCUGUCUGGAGCUCAACCACAGUGCCCAAGAAAAGAUUGCGGUGUGCCAAUGCCCACACCUGGUGCAGAGUACGGCCAAUACCUUGACACUAGAUAUCAAAGUUCUUUCUUCUUCGGAUGCCAAAAUACAUUCAAACUGGCUGGCCAAACAAGCAAACAUGACAACGUAGUCAGGUGUCAAGCCAAUGGUAUUUGGGACUUCGGCGAUUUAAGAUGCGAAGGACCUGUGUGCGAAGACCCAGGCAGGCCUGCCGAUGGCUUCCAAAUUGCAAGAAGUUAUGAACAAGGCUCAGAAGUAUUAUUCGGUUGCUCUCGACCAGGAUACAUUUUAAUUAAUCCUAGACCUAUUACGUGCAUCCGUGAACCAGAAUGUAAAGUCAUCAGGCCACUCGGAUUAGCAUCGGGCAGAAUACCCGACUCGGCUAUCAAUGCUACAUCAGAACGACCCAAUUACGAGGCUAGGAAUGUCAGACUCAACUCAGUAACCGGUUGGUGUGGAAAACAAGAAGCAUUUACAUAUGUUAGCGUUGACCUGGGUAAAGUUUACAGAGUUAAGGCUAUUCUUGUCAAGGGUGUUGUAACUUCAGAUAUUGUAGGCCGCCCAACUGAGAUCCGGUUCUUCUACAAACAAGCCGAAAACGAAAAUUAUGUAGUGUAUUUCCCGAAUUUCAACCUUACUAUGAGAGACCCAGGAAACUACGGAGAACUGGCAAUGAUUACGCUGCCUAAGUUUGUACAAGCCAGAUUUGUUAUUUUGGGUAUUAUUAGUUUCAUGGACAACGCCUGUCUGAAAUUUGAGCUUAUGGGCUGCGAUGAUAAUACCGUAGAACCACUGUUGGGUUACGAUUAUGGAUAUUCUCCCUGUGUUGAUAACGAGCCCCCAGUUUUCCAAAACUGUCCUCAGCAACCAAUCGUUGUUCAAACAGAUGUAAAUGGAGGACUCUUACCAGUUAACUUCACAGAGCCAACUGCUACUGAUAACUCUGGCGCAAUUGCCCGGUUAGAAGUUACCCCGCAACACUUCAAAACGCCUAUUCAAGUAUUCCAUAACAUGGUAGUGCGUUAUGUAGCUUUCGACUUUGAUGGCAAUGUCGCUAUUUGCGAAGUAAAUAUUACAGUACCCGACUAUACGCCACCAAGACUAAGUUGCCCGCAGAGUUACGUCAUUGAACUAGUAGAUAAACAAGACAGUUAUGCAGUCAACUUUAAUGAAACGAGGAAAAGGAUUAACGCUACAGAUGCAUCUGGUGAAGUUUUCUUGAAGUUCAUCCCAGAUAGAGCCGUUAUUCCAAUUCGUGGCUACGAAAAUGUCACUGUUAUUGCCUCAGACAAGUAUGGAAACAAAGCACAAUGUAACUUCCAGGUGUCUGUUCAAGCUACACCCUGUGUAGAUUGGGAACUGACUCCUCCAGCCAAUGGUGCUCUAAACUGCCUCCCUGGAGAACGAGGCAUUCAGUGCAUUGCCACUUGCAGUCCUGGCUUCCGAUUUACUGAUGGAGAACCUGUAAAGACCUUCGUCUGUGAAACCAAACGUCAAUGGGCCCCAACUGCUGUAGUACCAGACUGUGUUUCUGAAAAUACCCAACAAGCGGCAUAUCAUGUUGUAGCCAGCGUGCAGUAUCGGGCUCUCGGUGCAGUGUCUAAUGCAUGUCUGCCACAAUACAAAGACUUACUUGCACAAUACGAUAGCAUUCUUAAUGAAAGACUUAGCCAACGUUGUUCAGCUGUUAACGUUAAUAUUAACGUUACUUUCGUAAAAGCUAUGCCCAGCCUGCUUGAUGAGAAUGUAGUGAAAAUGGACUUUGUUCUUGCCAUCAUCCCAGCCAUCAGACAAACACAGCUGUAUGAACUAUGUGGCUCUACAUUAAAUUUGAUAUUCGAUUUAUCUGUGCCAUAUGCUAGUGCCUUGAUAGAACCAGUACUAAAUGUGUCGUCUAUCGGAAACCAAUGUCCGCCCCUGCGCGCAAUCAGGAGUUCGAUUUCGAGAGGAUUUACUUGCAGUGUUGGCGAAGUACUAAAUAUGGAUACUAAUGACGUUCCAAGAUGCUUACAUUGCCCUGCUGGAACCUUUGCUGGUGAAAAACAAAAAUCUUGCACAAUGUGCCCACGGGGAUACUUCCAGAAUCAAGCCCGCCAAGGCUCAUGUCUCAAAUGCCCGCAAGGAACAUUCACAAGAGAAGAGGGUUCAAAGGAAGUUACUGAUUGUAUACCCGUGUGCGGAUAUGGUACAUACUCGCCAACAGGUCUGGUGCCGUGUCUGGAAUGUCCGAGAAAUAGCUACACCUCAGAGCCCCCACCAGGUGGAUUCAAAGACUGUCAAGCUUGCCCUGUAAAUACGUACACCUACCAGCCCGCUGCGCCAGGUAGAGAUAGAUGCAGAGCGAAAUGUGCUCCUGGAACUUACUCUCCCACGGGACUAGCGCCAUGCUCUCAAUGCCCAAGGAAUUUCUAUCAGAACUUGGUAGGACAGACAUCUUGCAUGGAAUGCCCGACUAACAUGAAGACAGUAGGAACUGGAACAACUGGAUUAGAGGAAUGUCUACCAGUCGAGUGUUCUAACAGCGCAUGCCAACACGGCGGCCUCUGUGUUCCUAAAGGUCACGGUGUCCAAUGCUAUUGCCCAGCUGGAUUUUCGGGACGUAGGUGCGAAAUCGAUAUAGACGAGUGUGCGAGUCAACCUUGUUACAAUGGAGGGACGUGCACUGACCUACCACAAGGCUACAGAUGUUCCUGCCCUCCUGGUUAUGGCGGUAUCAAUUGCCAGGAAGAAAAGUCCGAUUGCAGAAACGACACUUGUCCAGAACGAGCAAUGUGCAAAGACGAACCUGGAUAUGACAACUAUACCUGUUUGUGCAGAUCUGGUUACACUGGCAUUGACUGCGACAUUACGAUUGAUCCUUGCUCGGCCAAUGGAAACCCUUGCACCAACGGCGCAUCUUGUAUAGCACUUCAACAAGGCCGCUACAAGUGUGAAUGCUUACCAGGUUGGGAAGGUCAGCUCUGCGAAACCAACACAGACGACUGCAUUGAAAAGCCUUGUCUCCUUGGGGCUCCUUGUACUGAUUUAGUCAACGACUUUAGCUGUGCCUGCCCACCUGGCUUUACUGGAAAACGUUGUCAUGAGAAAAUUGACCUUUGUUCAAAUGAGCCUUGCAAACACGGCAUUUGUGUCGACAAACUGUUUAUCCAUCAAUGCAUUUGUGAUCCAGGCUGGAGCGGUCCUUCAUGUGACAUUAAUAUCAACGAAUGCGUAAUUUCUCCUUGUGAAAAUGGUGGCCAAUGUAUUGACGGCAUCGACGACUUUACUUGCAACUGCGAAGCCGGUUAUACCGGAAAGAGAUGUCAACACACUAUUGACGAUUGCUCGUCUGACCCUUGUCAGAACGGUGCCACAUGUGUGGAUCAAUUAGAAGGAUUCGUAUGCAAAUGCCGACCCGGAUUUAUUGGUUUGCAAUGUGAAACGGCUAUCGAUGAAUGCUUGAACGAGCCUUGCAACCCUAUCGGCACAGAACGUUGCAUUGAUUUAGAUAAUAAAUACCAAUGUGUGUGCAAUGAAGGAUUUACUGGAGAGACGUGUGAAACCAACAUUGAUGAUUGUGCGUCGGAUCCCUGCUUCAACGGCGGUACUUGUCAAGAUGAAAUUGGAAGCUAUAAGUGCACAUGCCAUCCUGGAUGGACUGGACAUCGUUGCGAACAUGACAUUGGAAACUGUGUCAACAGACCUUGUCAAAACAAUGCCAACUGCAUCGAUCUUUUCCAAGACUAUUUCUGCGUAUGUCCCAGUGGCACAGACGGAAAACAAUGUGAAACCGCUCCUGAAAGAUGUAUUGGCAGCCCUUGUAUGCACGGUGGAAAAUGUCAAGACUUUGGUUCUGGUCUUAACUGCACUUGCUCGGCUGACUAUACCGGUAUAGGAUGUCAAUACGAAUUCGACGCUUGCGAAGCUGGACUUUGCCAGAAUGGAGCUAGGUGCAUUGAUAAUGGAGAAGGCUAUUCGUGCAUAUGUGCUCCUGGUUUUAAGGGAAAGAACUGCGAUGAAGACAUAAUCGACUGCAAAGAGAAUUCAUGCCCACCUUCAGCGACCUGCAUUGAUUUACCUGGAAGAUUCUACUGCCAAUGUCCAUUCAAUCUUACUGGGGACGACUGCAGGAAAUCUAUAAGCGUGGAUUACGACUUGUACUUCAGCGACCCAUUACGUUCAAGCGCCGCUCAAGUGGUGCCAUUUGACACUGGAUCAACUGACAGUUUAACAAUCGCUAUGUGGGUACAAUAUACACAACAAGAUGAAGGAGGCGUGUUCUUCACGGCGUACAGCGUUAGCAAUUCUCACAUCGCCCUAAACAGAAGAUCCAUCAUCCAGGCGCACUCGAACGGUGUCCAAGUAUCAUUGUUCCCUGAACUCCAAGACGUGUAUCUCAGUUUCGGAGAGUACGCCACGGUCAAUGAUGGGCAAUGGCACCAUGUGGCUAUCGUCUGGGAUGGCAGCAACGGUGGUGAACUGACGCUGAUCACUGAAGGAUUGAUUGCCAGCAAGAUUGAAGGAUAUGGAAGUGGACGAACACUACCGCAAUAUGUUUGGGUUACACUAGGAAAGCCUCAAUCAGACAAUCCUAAGGCGUAUACCGAAUCAGGCUUCCAAGGCCACCUUACUAAAGUACAAAUCUGGAACCGCGCACUAGAUGUUACCAAUGAAAUUCAGAAACAAGUACGCGACUGCAGAACGGAGCCAGUCCUUUACAGCGGACUUGUACUCACUUGGGCCGGAUAUGAAGACGUUAUCGGAGGAGUUGAGAGAAUCGUACCUUCUCAUUGCGGACAGAGAGUAUGUCCCAACGGUUAUACUGGUGGAAAAUGCCAACAACUGCAAGUAGACAAGGAGUCGCCACGCGUCGAGCGCUGUCCUGGCGAUCUGUGGGUUAUUGCGAAGAACGGAACAUCUGUCGUCAGCUGGGACGCCCCAGCGUUCAGUGACAACGUGGACGUCGUUAAAGUAGUAGAGAAGAAUGGACACAAACCAGGCCAGAACCUUGCUUGGGGAGCUUAUGACAUUGCAUACGUUGCUUACGAUGCAGCUGGUAAUGCUGCUACUUGCACUUUCAAGGUUACUGUUUUAUCUGAAUUCUGCCCUCCAUUGGCGGAUCCGCUUGGAGGAUAUCAAUCUUGCCGAGACUGGGGUGCAGGAGGUCAAUUCAAGGUGUGCGAGAUUGCCUGUCGCGAUGGCCUUCGAUUCUCGCAACCUGUACCGCCGUUCUACACUUGUGGUGCUGAAGGCUUCUGGAGGCCUACCAUCAACCCUACUCUGCCAAUGGUCUAUCCUGCUUGCUCACCGGCAAAUCCGGCACAGCGAGUCUUCAAAAUUUCAAUGUUGUUCCCGAGUUCCGUACUUUGCAACGAUGCUGGACAAGCUGUAUUGCGACAGAAGGUCCGCAGUGCUAUCAACCAGCUCAACAGAGACUGGAACUUCUGCUCUUAUGCUGUUGAUGGUACUCGCGAAUGCAAAGAACUUGACAUUAAUGUGAAAUGCGACCACCGCGCCAACGUACGGCAAACGAGACAAGUAUCUUCUCCUGCUACAACUACAGCUGAAGACACGUAUGUGCUCGACGCUAUCAUUCCCGUCGAAGAGACUCGAAGCAAUAGGGAGGGGCGGCAAGUUGGUGAUACGUACAGCAUUGAGAUCGCUUUCCCGGCAGUCAACGACCCAGUAAUCCACGGAGGCAACAACGAGCGAUCCACCGUGCAAAGAUUAUUGGAGAAACUCAUCCUCGAAGACGAACAAUUCGACGUGCGAAACAUCCUCCCGAAUACUGUGCCAGACCCGGCUAGUUUAGAACUGGUGUCCGACUACGCCUGUCCUAUGGGCCAGGUGGUAAUGGCUCCUGAUUGUGUGGCGUGCGCGGUCGGUACAUACCUGGACGCAGCCAGUGACACCUGCAAGCCGUGUCCGUCUGGCACAUACCAGUCGGAGGCUGGCCAGUUGCAAUGUUCCCCUUGCCCCGCUAUCGCAGGACAACCUGGAGUCACGCAAGCAACGGGGGCACGAAGUGCGGCGGAUUGCAAAGAGCGAUGCGCCGCCGGAAAAUACUACGACGCCGAAGCGGACCUGUGCCGCCCUUGCGGCCACGGUUCCUAUCAACCACGUGAAGGAGCAUUCUCGUGCUUGGCCUGCCCGAGAGGACAGACUACUCGCGCCACUGAAGCCGUCUCCGCGGCUGAGUGCAGAGACGAUUGUCCAUCAGGCGAACAGCUAGGCAGCGACGGUGGCUGCGAGCCUUGCCCGCGAGGCACAUGGCGCGCAUUGGGCAGCGGAGCGGCUUGCGCGGCCUGUCCGUCCGGCACGACCACGCCACAGACCGGAGCCUCCAGCGCUGAUCAGUGCUCACUGCCUGUAUGCAAAGCUGGUUCGUACCUGAAUGUGACCCUGAACACAUGCAUCCAGUGCAAGAAGGGAACGUAUCAGUCGGAGGCUCAACAGACCGCCUGUGUACAGUGCCCUAUUAACACCAGCACGAGAGGACCGGGAGCCACGUCAGCAUCAGAAUGUACGAACCCAUGUGAGAUGAGCGGUCCAGAGAUGCACUGCGACACCAACGCGUACUGUCUUCUCAUUCCGGAGACGAGCGAGUUCAAGUGCCAAUGCAAGCCUGGGUUCAACGGCACUGGAAAAGUUUGUACAGACGUGUGCCUAGAAUACUGUGACAACGGCGGCGAAUGCGUUAAAGACGCGCGAGGCGAGCCAUCCUGCAGAUGCACGGGCUCCUUCACCGGCCGCCAUUGCAGAGACAAGAGCGAGUUUGCGUACAUCGCCAGUGGAGUCGCUGGUGGUGUCGUGUUCAUCAUAUUCUUGGUGCUGCUUGUAUGGAUGAUUUGCGCCAGGUCAACAAAGAAGAAGGAACCAAAGAAAACACUAACGCCAGCCAUCGACCAAAACGGAUCUCAAGUAAACUUCUACUACGGAGCGCACACACCAUAUGCGGAGUCUAUCGCGCCCUCACACCAUUCUACAUACGCGCAUUACUAUGAUGACGAGGAGGACGGCUGGGAAAUGCCCAACUUCUACAACGAAACGUACAUGAAAGAGAGUUUACACAACGGGAUGAACGGAAAGAUGAACAGUUUAGCGCGAUCAAACGCUAGCAUAUACGGGACGAAAGAAGAUCUCUAUGACAGACUAAAGAGGCAUGCGUACCCGGGUAAGAAAGAUAAGAGUGACAGCGACAGUGAGGGUCAGUAAAGAUUAUUAGGACUGCGUUAUGUCAUAUUCUGGUCAAACUACAUAAUACUAUCGUACUAGUUUAAAUUCUCGGUGUAUCCGAACAAUAAUAGUCAAUAUUAUUGAACUGUAUAGACUUGCAAUUGCGUGAAAUGACCGACGAAUUGUAGAUAUAUUCAGUUAGCUUUAGUUAUUAGUUUUAAAAGAAUGUGUAUUAACACACUCACUGUUUAAUAGUUACAGCCCCACCAAAUAUAUAAUUAUAAUUUAUGUCACAAACCAGUAUAAUGGCACGCAAUAGUGAUUUACGCAAAUGGCUUUAGUUUUUUUUUUUCUCAAACAGUGAAUGUGUUGAUGUCCUGAGAUUAUAAUCAACGAAAGAAAUGCUCAAAUAAUUUUAGGCGAUCACUGCCAUAACCGGGAGCAAGCUUUUGUAGAUAAUUGGCAGUUUUUUACAUUUUAAUUUAAUGUCCAAAAUAUCAAAUGAUGUCCUUGUAUAUAAUUCAGUUAUUUUGUAUAUUUUGAUAUCGACAGAAAUAUUAUUGAUACAUAUCUACGUUGACGAUAUUAGUCAAACUGUUUUUUUUGUAUUAUAAACUGGACUGUAUUUUCUACCUUUAACAAUGAAUAUGAAUGUGUGUGUGAAUGUGUUAUACCUUUAUUGAGAGUGUAAUGUACAGAAUGAUUUUUUUUUAUAUGAGAGUAUUGAGAGUAGCGAAAUAAAUAUGUAAAGUAUAAUAUCAUGGUAUGCAUAGUGAAACAAAUAAAUUAUUAUAUCAGUACAUUAUGUAUUUUAAGUGAAUCGGUUACUAAAUACGUAAUAUACAUAUUCACAAUUGUAUAAGUACAUUGUAAGUAUACAAAUGAAUAAUGAUGCUUUAAGAUGUGAAUACUGAAUAUCUUAAUCAUAUUAGGGAAAGGUAAUUUGAUGUUAUUUGACUUAGAAUUGCUAGAUCUGAUCAAAAAAGGGUACUUUUAUGUAUUAAUGUAUACGGCCAAGGUGUAAUAACUAUAAUCUUGUUACAUACAAUUUAAUCCUAAACAGUAUUGUAUUGUUUUAAAUAGUCCAUUUAAAUAAAAGAAUAACCAUUACGUAAUUUAGUCAAAUUAAUCAUUUAAAAUAUAACAUGAAGUACCCAAAAGUAAAAGAAUACUCAUUGAAUCAAUCGUGAGUGGUCGAUAUACAUCCAUCACAUUUUAUUACCACAUUUAGUGAUUAGUUACAUUAACAGUAAAUAUUUUUUACAAAAACUUUUAAUGGUGUAAUAAAUUUUUAUAAGUAUUUUUUAAA
Leguminivora glycinivorella is the source of this 12155-nucleotide messenger RNA. It is a transcript of the gene uif, whose product is annotated as sushi, von Willebrand factor type A, EGF and pentraxin domain-containing protein 1. Bases 164 to 10885 code for a protein of 3573 amino acids. The transcript is spliced from 36 exons. Gene Ontology annotation, biological process: Notch signaling pathway. Gene Ontology annotation, molecular function: calcium ion binding; Notch binding. Lineage: Eukaryota; Metazoa; Arthropoda; Insecta; Lepidoptera; Tortricidae. The record is from RefSeq and is a predicted model, not a curated record.